Messenger RNA from Sparassis crispa, 516 nucleotides. RefSeq lists its product as hypothetical. The transcript is spliced from 3 exons. The record is from RefSeq and is a predicted model, not a curated record. Bases 1 to 516 code for a protein of 171 amino acids. NCBI's taxonomy places the organism in Eukaryota, Fungi, Basidiomycota, Agaricomycetes, Polyporales, Sparassidaceae.
AUGCGUUUCCAACCUCUCGUCGUUCUCUCCACCUUGGUCGCUCUCGCAGGACAUGCUGCCAGCAGCCCUACUAAGCGCCAGACGAUCUACAACUACGGGACGAUCGACGAACCAGUCGUAGGCACCGCCAUCGCUCCGGGAGAGACAUUUCCUUUCGAAUUCACUUCUGUGAACCUAUGCGAAUCUGGAUACAACCCAGUAUCAGUCUGGCUACUUGCUGAGCCGCCAUCGGACGAGACCUUCGCAGUCAGCGGGAACUAUGGCGGGUUCGCCUCCGGCGACUAUCUGUACCAGUUUGGCGACUACCUGAUUCCGAACUUUGGCCUCCCCCCGAUGAACACUCCAGUUCCUUCCUCCCUCGUCAUGCCUGAUCUGUCGGCCUUGGGUGAGGGUGUGUACAGCAAUGCUACGCUGUACCUCGCCGUUGUGGAGACCUAUCUCGAUUGCCCGCCCGAUAUCCCGGCGGAGUAUGGCGUCACUAGCAAUGCGAUCAUCUAUAACACCUCUAGCUCCUAA